This is a messenger RNA of Ictalurus punctatus (channel catfish), 1921 nucleotides long. It is a transcript of the gene kcnj15, whose product is annotated as potassium inwardly rectifying channel subfamily J member 15. Gene Ontology annotation, molecular function: inward rectifier potassium channel activity. Lineage: Eukaryota; Metazoa; Chordata; Actinopteri; Siluriformes; Ictaluridae. The record is from RefSeq and is a predicted model, not a curated record. Gene Ontology annotation, cellular component: plasma membrane. The transcript has 2 exons. The coding region runs from base 375 to 1391 and encodes 338 amino acids. Gene Ontology annotation, biological process: regulation of monoatomic ion transmembrane transport; potassium ion import across plasma membrane.
GUGUGUGUGUGUGUGUGUGUGUGUGUGCGUGUGUGAGUGAGUGUGUGUUUUAAGCUUGUUUGUAGUAAAAACAGUUUUUAAAAAGGCACUUGUAAAGUGAAAAACAUUUUCAAUCCGACGUCCCCUGCUGAUACAUUGAGCCUGAGACCAAGACAAACUAUUAAAAAAACCUACCUCACAGGUGACCCUGUUUUGCUUUAGUUCUAAGAAAAGACAAAGGAGAACCAAGGACAUCGUCAAGGGAAGUGAAAGCCUCCUGGUUUCACAUUACACGCCACUGGCAGUGCAGCCAACAUCAGACCCACCUUGAAGACACGACCAAAGGACCUUAAGAAGACAUUGCCUGAAUUUGAUCUGAAUAUCAGCUGUGCAGGAUGAAUGGAGGAGUCCAGCCACGUGUGGUGUCUAAAGAUGGCCACAACAACAUUCAUCUUGACAAUGUCGAGGGCAUGGUGAAGCUCUAUCUACACGACAUCUGGACCACAGUGGUGGACAUGAAAUGGCGCUACAAACUCACCCUCUUUGUGUCCACCUUCCUCACAACCUGGUUUUUCUUUGGCAUGCUUUUCUAUCUCAUCGCAAUGACAAAUAAUGACCUUAACAUUGAAAAGGCUUCAAACCACACACCGUGUGUGAUGAAUGUGGCCACCUUAACUGGCGCAUACCUAUUCUCCCUAGAGUCACAGACUACCAUCGGCUAUGGCUUCCGUCACAUCUCAGAGGAGUGCCCACUUGCCAUCUUAACACUGGUGUUACAACUGGUGCUCACAGGCCUGGCUGAGAUCUUUGUCACUGGUACCUUCCUGGCCAAGCUAGCACGGCCCAAGAAGCGUUCUGAGACAGUCAAGUUUAGCCAGUUGGCAUUGGUUUCCAAGUACAAGGGCCAGUUGUGUGUGAUGGUGCGUGUGGCCAACAUGCGUAAGAGUCCACUGGUUCAAUGUCAGCUCUCAGGCAAGCUGCUUUUUCCCUAUGUCACUGAAGAGGGUGAGAAGAUCCAGCUCCACCAGGAGCCUGUGGACUUUCAGUUUGACUCCAAUGAGCAGUGCCCAUUCCUUGUUCUGCCUCUUAUCUUCUACCAUGUGCUGGAUGAGAGCAGUCCUCUGGCCAGCCUCACUGCUGAAAAUUUAAAGGUGAGAAACUUUGAACUGGUGGUCACCCUGAACGCCACUAUGGAAUCCACAGCUUCCACCUGUCAAAGCCGUACUUCCUAUGUUCCACAAGAGUUCCGAUGGGGUUACAAUUUUAAGCCUCUUCUCUUUGGCACACAUGGGGGCAAGUACAUCACAGACUUUAGAUAUUUUGAUGAGAUUCAGAUUAGCAAUGACUCCGCGCUUCUACCAGAACCAAGGAAUGAGAAGCUCCUGCUUGAACAUGAGUACGUUGAAGACUGAACAGAAGGAGAGAGCACUGAUAAAAACGGCAUAGGGCUGAGUUUCUUAAAGGCAUUCCAGCACAAAGAUCAUAAUUAAAUAAUAACGUGAGCAUCACAAUGAAGACUCUCUAUCCUAUUUAAUGGCGAUGCUUUUGGGAAGCUCAUGCUGUCAUGUACCAAGACAGCGCACAAAAUUAGAACACAGAUUACACAAGUUCAACAUUGUCUGUCAAGGAGUAACAUAUGAAUGCAGAUUAAAUCUGAAAUGAGUGAUUAUGCUGUUAAAAAUGUUACCCUACUCAGAAUAUUAAGUUGAGUAUUAAUAUAGACAUGCACUGCCCUCUACUAAUAUUGACACCCUUGGUAAAUUUGAGCAAAGAAGGCUGUGAAAAUUGAUCUUUAUUGCUUAACUUUCUGGUCUUUUGUUUAAAAAAUCCACAAAAAACCCAAACAAAAAAUUAUUGUUAAAUAUAGGUGUGCAACAAUUAUUGGCACCCCUAUGAAUUCAUAUGAGAAAAAUAUAUUUGAAGUAUUUUACCACUGAUAUUU